AUGGUUCUAGCAUCCAACCAAUUUUACAACCAUAAUGAGUCACCACAGGUGCCUCAUGCGCCGAAAUACAUUUUCUUCUACAGCCAUCAUACUCCAGCCAAGGGCGGUGAGACCCCAAUUUCGUCCUCCCUUGAACUUUUCGCCCGUGCGCAAGAGGAGAUUCCCGAGUUCAUAUCUGAACUUGGUCGGAAGGGAGUUCUCAGUAAAGUCACCUACAAGGCCAACAAGCAGUAUGAAGGAGGCUCUACACUUCGACAAGCAUUCGGCAAGGAGAUCAAGGACAGCGACGAUGCUGGCACGAGGAGGGUCAAGAUCGAGGCUCAAAUAGCCCGCUAUGGACGAGGCAAAAACACAACUUCGGAAUGGAUCGACGACGACACAUUGGUGUUAACACACCGCUUGCCUGCUAUACGCACUCAACCAGAAACUAAGCUUCCAACACUCUUCACUGGGUUGGCAGCGUACUAUAAGAACGCCCAGGUCAACCAAGGCUCUAGAAAGAAUAUCGUCACCCAGCUUUUCGGUGAUGGCACGCUAAUUCCAGAGAAAUACCUUGCGCACCUUGCCAAGAUAACGGAUGAGCUGAGGGUCCUCCACAAAUGGCAGCGAGGCGAUGUGCUUGUGUACGAUAACAUCAUUGCGCAACAUGGCCGACAACCAUGGGAAGGAGAGCAAGAGGAUCGUGUUGUUUUGGCUAGUCUCUUUGACGGGCACGUUCCUGGAGCAUAUAUAGAUGAAGACUGGGCACAGGUUGUACAAGCCCUGGACGGAUGA
Cladophialophora immunda is the source of this 774-nucleotide messenger RNA. RefSeq lists its product as uncharacterized. NCBI's taxonomy places the organism in Eukaryota, Fungi, Ascomycota, Eurotiomycetes, Chaetothyriales, Herpotrichiellaceae. Gene Ontology annotation, molecular function: oxidoreductase activity. The record is from RefSeq and is a predicted model, not a curated record. Bases 1 to 774 code for a protein of 257 amino acids. The transcript has a single exon.